Molecule: messenger RNA, 1838 nt
Organism: Dermatophagoides farinae (American house dust mite)
Lineage: Eukaryota; Metazoa; Arthropoda; Arachnida; Sarcoptiformes; Pyroglyphidae
Product: stomatin-4
Cellular component (GO): plasma membrane
Source: RefSeq, a predicted model, not a curated record
UUGUUUCAAUUUUUGUUUUUAUUAUUUUAAACGAUGUUAUUAAUUGAUUGUAAAUGUCUACAACAAAAAACGUUUAUCACACAUAUGAAUUGGUUGCUGUUUGAUUGAGUGUGUGUGUGUGUCGAACAAUUUUUAUUCUCUCUUACUGUUUUUGUUAUUUAAAAUCGAGAGAAUCGAUUCCUGGCAACAAGAAUCAAAAACAAGCACACAUAAACACACACACACACACACACACAUGCUAAGUGUACAAGAAAAGUAGUAAUGACGAGAAUGAAAUAUAUGCGAAACAUUCUUGUUAUAAACAUCGAUUAAUUAUUAUCAACUAUGAACAAAUUGCAUAUAUGCGUGAAAAAAAAAGAUUUCGUUUGUUUCAUAUAUCAUUGGGAAAAAAAUGUCUUCAGAUUUAUAUCGUGAUUAUUCACAGGAAAUUCUACAAAGACCAUUACCGAAAUUAGAACCACCACCAGAACAUUUAUUUCAUACAGAAGAUUUAAAUCCAAUGCCAAUGGCCACCAUGGUUGAACGGCAACCACCAUUAUCAUCAUCAUCAUCAUCGACAACAAUUCAUGUUCAUCAUCAGCCAUCAGGUUUUAAUGGUAAUGUUGAAGAUCGUAAACAGCUUUGGAGAGCUAAUGUUAAUUCAGCAAUAUCAGGAACCAUUGGUGCCAAUCCAGGAAUGUGUGCAUUUCUAUUGACAAUCAUUUCAAUCAUAAUGAUUGCCAUUACAUUACCAUUUUCAUUGUUUUUAUGCAUAAAAGUUGUACAAGAAUAUGAACGUGCUGUCAUAUUUCGUUUAGGACGUUUAUCAAAAGGUUCUGGUUCAAAAGGACCGGGUAUUUUUUUCAUCAUUCCCUGUAUUGAUUCGUAUCGAAAAGUUGAUCUUCGAACAGUAUCGUUUGAUGUACCACCACAAGAGAUUUUAUCCCGCGAUUCGGUUACUGUUUCAGUGGAUGCCGUAGUCUAUUUUCGUAUCAGUAAUGCUACUGUGGCUGUUUCGAAUGUCGAAGAUUAUGGACGUUCAACUCGAUUAUUGGCUGCAACAACAUUGAGAAAUGUUUUGGGUACCAAAGAUUUAUCACAAAUUUUAAGUGAACGUGAAUCAAUUUCUCAUAUAAUGCAAAGUUCAUUGGAUGAAGCUACCGAUCCUUGGGGUGUUAAAGUUGAACGUGUUGAAAUCAAAGAUGUACGAUUACCGGUUCAAUUACAACGUGCAAUGGCAGCCGAAGCAGAAGCGGCACGUGAAGCAAGAGCCAAAGUUAUUGCAGCUGAAGGCGAACAACGAGCUUCAAAGGCAUUGAAACAAGCAGCAGAUAUUAUGAUGGAUAGUCCAGCCGCAUUACAGCUUCGUUAUUUGCAGACAUUGAGUUCGAUUGCUGGUGAAAAGAAUUCGACUAUCGUUUUUCCGAUUCCAAUGGAAUUAUUUCACGGUUUCAUCCAUCAUCAUCAACAACGACAUCAACAUCCAAAUCCAAAUGAUGAUGAUAAUUAUGAUCAACGACAAGACAUUCAAUUGCCAACAGAAUCAAUGACAUUGCCAGCAUAAUCAAAAAUUCACUAUUGACGCGAUAAAAUUUACUGCUUAGAAAUCUGAAAAUUUUUUCAUCAACAACUUACCAUUGAGGUGGAAUCAAAAAAAAAAACACCAUCAAAUCAUCAGAUUAGAUUUUAUUUCGAUGACUUGAUUUGAUUCAAGUUCUCAUUUUUUUAAUUGAUGUCAAUCGAACGAAAAUUCGAGCAAACAACAACAGCCACAUCACGGUUUUUAUGAAAAUUCGAAAUUUAGAUAGCAACGCCACCGCGUAUAAAUUGUCUGGUGGUUUCCGUGGUGUGUGAGCAUU